Messenger RNA from Formica exsecta, 3657 nucleotides. RefSeq names its product calmodulin-lysine N-methyltransferase. Gene Ontology annotation, cellular component: cytoplasm. Gene Ontology annotation, molecular function: calmodulin-lysine N-methyltransferase activity. Lineage: Eukaryota; Metazoa; Arthropoda; Insecta; Hymenoptera; Formicidae. Bases 426 to 1439 code for a protein of 337 amino acids. The transcript is spliced from 2 exons. The record is from RefSeq and is a predicted model, not a curated record.
GGCCCGUCCCUUCGUCCAUCCCCGUCCUUGCCGGGCGAGAGCCGCCCCACGGGGGCGAACUAUUGUCCGAGGGGAGAUAUGUGUCUGGACCGGUCGCGGGAAGAAAGACGGCGGCGCCGAUUCCGCUCGAUUCGCAACCGGCGAACCGUUGACAAGCGAUAAAGAGUACCACGCGUCGCUCCCACGUGCCUUCCACGAGUUUGCAGCAGCGAAAGUGAGAACUCACCGGGACAAAGUUAAUGAAGUCUCCGACGGAAUUUCUCGAGGAUUGUCUUUCGCGUAAACAUUCGCAAACAGAAGAUAACGUAUCAAAUCAAAGAAGUAACAGGAGAUAAUCUUUCUACUGGAGUAUAAAAAAAAUAUCGAGGAAAAUCUAAAAGGUGGAUAUAUAUUAUCGGAUUUCGAUCGAUGCUCUUGAUCGCGACAUGUCGCAGGAGAUUCUACCCCGUCGAGAAGCACCCUCGAUCGAGACGAACGACGAUCGCAGCUCAAAGAAAAGUACUCGUGCUCAGCGUCGAUGGCGCAUCCUUGCCAGGGCACUGACAGGUUCGCCGGAGCCGAUCGGCAGCGAGUCCGACGAGGAGGUGUCGGUGAGGCGGUUCACCAGCUUCGGUCUGCUGGAAUGCGCGCCGUUGGUGAACGCACCAGCGGACGGCGAGUCCAGAUGGUGCGAGUACUCGGCCCGUCUGGACGGCCGGUCGUACAACGUGCAGAUACGUCGAAUAAGCAAGUGCUUCACCGCGAGCGAGCUGAUCGGCUUCAAUAACACCGGCAACGUGUGCGUCUGGCCGUCUGAGGAGUGUCUGGCCUACUACCUGCUGAGGAACCGCGGUCUCUGCCGGAACCGUAGCGUCCUCGAACUCGGCGGCGGGAUGAGCUGUCUAGCCGGCGUCCUUAUCGCCAAGUAUUGCAAUCCCAGUGCCGUGACGCUCACGGACGGCAACGUGACCAGCGUUGACAACGUGCGCUGCAUCGUCACCAGGAAUGACAUGACGCAUCUGGUAGAAUGCGGCGUCGUGCAGUGGGCCCGGGCCGCCAGGGCCCUCAGACAGGCGGCGGUCAAUGGCAACCGCGUUAAGACGCGGACGAUCAUCGGCGACGAGGACGAGCGACUGCCUUCGGGUUUUUACGACGUGAUUCUGAGCGCAGACUGUCUUUUCUUCGACGACGCCCGAUUGGAUUUGGUGGAGACGAUCUACGGCUGGCUGGCCGACGACGGGGUCGCCCUAGUGAUGGCACCCAGACGCGGCACGACAUUCCAGAUGUUUGCCGAGGCGUCGAUCAAACGCGGUUUCAUAGCACGACAGACGGAACUGUACGACGAUACGGUGUGGUCGCGGCAUCUGGAGCUGCUGCAAAACAAUUCGGAAUACUGCCCGGAUCUGCACUAUCCGGUGUUAUUAGAGCUCACGAAGCAGAAGAAGACGCCGCCCGGAUGAUCGAGCUCGAUCGACGAUGACGAGGACAACCAGCCGGACGGGAGUCUCGGCGAGGAAUGAAAAUGCGUUCGUUAACAUGUUUUUUGAUACGGACCGUUGAUACGGACCUUGUUCGCGCACAUAGAGUUAAGUGAAAAGAUUGAAUAUAUCGCGUGAAGGAAGAACACAUAUAAUAAAAUAUAAAGGUGCAUAUAAGACUGCCUCUAUGUCGUCCGACAAUGUCAAGGCCGGUUUUUUAUUAGUCAUCUGAUGAAACGUUUAGUGCUCGCAUGCACUUACGGAUCGAUCUUCUGCUGGUACGCAUCGUUCCGCAUCGUCGCCGUUAUCGGGAAAGUUCUGUAAGGAAGACUUUCCGUGCGAGAAUCAAGCUUGAACCGAUGCCCGACCUACCCCUCGUUAAUUAACCCCUGAGUGUUUACGGUAGAUAUCUGAUAUUUUAUGGAUAAAUGCGUAUAUAGAUGGAAGUACAAAUAUAUCGAAAUUGUAUUUGUGCUUUUAAAACAUCGGUUUAUUUAUUUGCACUCAAUUGCACAUAGUUAUUUCAACAGAGAUAUUUAUUUUUAUUCAGAGCGUGUGUGUUUUAUAGCGCGGAGAUAAAUGAUACGCCGUGUGAUAUAUAUAUAUAACGAACUAUAAUCCUUCGCUUUAAAUUAAUCCAAAAUAUUGCGAGAGGCCCGCAGAUAUUAUUUUCAUAGCGGGUGAUACUUUUGGUAUCAAUUUACAUGCAAUAUAUAUUUGGAAAUAAAAAACGAAUGCCAAUGGCAAGUCGAAAUUUUCAAAUAAUUGAACAUUCUUUAAUGGGGCAGAAAAAAAAUUCAUAUUUACGAUUAUAUCUUUAAAAUAUAUUUAUAUCGUAGCAUACAUCGGGCGAUGAAGAUUAUAUUAUAGAAUAGAGCCAGAAAUUGGUCGAAGAUUAAAUAAUAUUCAGGGAUAUUAAAUCGGCAACAUAUAUUAAUCUUCUAAUAAUAAGAUAUAUUUAUAAUUCACAAAUAUUUCAAAAUAGAUCAUACUGUUUAUUAUAUCUUAUAUAAUAUUCUUCAUCCGGGGUUGAGAUGCGACUCUUAAUAGGGAGACUCUUUUUAGACGUACCUGAUUUUAUAUCGAAUUGAGAAUAGAAACAUCGGAAAGACGAUUGAUGUCAUUUAUAAUACGACAAUGCGAUAUCGGCAAUUUCAUCAAUCAUUGAUUAAGAUUUCAAUUCUAAAUAAAUGGUUCGAGAUACUUCUCGAGUUCCUCAUUCUUUGCAGUUGACAGGACCAAUCGUGUGAGAUCGAAGUGUUUAGAUACAACUGAAGUAUAAUUGAUAGAUUGUAUUGUUUCCACAGUGUAUUCUAUUAAUUGCGUCAAAAGACAUUUCCGUAUUCUUGGAUAAAGAGAGAGAAAAAAAAGUAUCAAUAUUAUCAAUUAAGAAUUAACGCUAUUUGGGUCCAAAAAUAAAGCGAAGCCGGGCAGAAGCAGAAUAUUAACGAUUGCCAAUUCAGCGAUAUAGACGCUGGAUCCAAACGUAAAUAAAAUAUUAGUUGUUACGCUUGUUACUGUAGGCACAGAUAUAGAUCGUUAUAAUCGAAACAAAUGUAAUCGCAGGAUAAUUUUAAGGAGACUUGUAAAAGAGCGAUUCUCUUACAGAGGUCGAUUUUGUCUUGGUUACAUUGUAUAUUAUGUGUGUGAUGGUUUAUUUAUUUAUUUAUUAAGAAAUUCUCUCGUAUGUGUGUGUAUAACUUUGUGACAAAAUAAUUCUCAAGUAUUUCUUAAGUAUAUCCCGCGUUCCAAGAAAAAAAAGAAAGAAAAAGAAAAAAAAUAUUUUACCUCAAAGGACCAAUCUAUACGUAUACAUAGUUAAAAAUCUAGUCAACAGAAUUGCCAAACUCCCACUCAUACGUACCUCCUUACAUGGUUUUAGUGUCCAUAAAAUCUCUCUCUACUCGUGUAAAAAAGGAAUUGUAAUUAAGUAAUAGGAGCAAUUAAAUUAUUACAUUACGGAAUAAAAAACUAAUUUCAUCAAAAAAUCGAUCAUGUUUUUUUUCUAACGUCCGAUCGUCUUUUUCCAGCAAUCUUCCAGAGAUCAAAAUUGCUAUAAUUGCUAGUCGAUAUUUUUCCGAUGUUGUUAAUCCACGUAGCUAGAUGGGGAAUUUAUGGAAUCUUCGUAGCUCGCGAGAGAGCCAUUUGUGUACAUGUGCGUAUAAAAGAAUCUUCCUAGUAAUAAAUUAUUUUCACAUAA